UCUACAGAGAGGGAAUAGCUGAGCGCCUUCCUGUUGAAGAUGAGUCUGCUGAGCUGGUCACGUCUUCUGUUGCUAUCCACUGGUUCAAUCUGGACAAGUUUUAUAAAGAGACCAGACAUCACCUGGACAAGACGUGCCAUGAUCAGCAGACGGCGCCCCCCACGUGUCUUCACAUAUGAGAUCUGGGGAAAUCUGGUAGAGGCACCUCGAUGUACCGUAGAUGACCUCCUCCGUCAGGCCCAUACAGUGACACGAGUGCUGAAGCCAGGCGGAGUUCUGGCGUGCUACUCUUAUCUAGGCUGUACACCUAUUUAUGCUGGCAAAAGCUACGCGUCUACCAUCCUUGAGAUUGGUGGAAUGUUGAAUAACUACUUUCCAGAAGAACACAAACAUCUGUGGACUGAAUAUGGAACUCUCCCGGCUUUCUCUCCAGAGGAACAAAUGUUCAGGUUAACUGACGUCAUGGGUAUCCCAGACGAGAGAGUUGUGUUGAGGCGGCGCUACAAGUAUUUUCUUAGAAUGUGGAGGAACCCAGCAGCCUAGGCUGGAAAUGAUUUUUCACUGUGUGGAAAGUUGCAUAUAAAUCACUGGCAACUAUUUUCAGUGAUAAAAAAAAAAAGCUUAGCACCUACAUCCUCAGGGUAUAUUAUUUUUUCCCCGAGGCUUUAAUAUUCUUUGUCAAUCCAGAGUUACAUAGUUCUGAGCGCCAUUGUAAAGCCUAACGUUUUAACUGCGAAUUUUUAAACUAAUAACUAAGCAGUGUUGAACCCACAAUGCAGUUCUUGCUGGAAAUGAAGCUAAGGAGCAACAUCCUUUCCUAGAUACAUAUAAUGGAAGACGACGAUGUGGAAAAUAAUUUCCCAAAAUUAUGCUGUAUAUUUUUUAUAAUGUAAAUAUACCUGAUUAAUACAUUACUAUUGCUCUAAAGUGUGUUUUAAAGAAGUGAACCGACAGGGAAGCUCUGCGCCUGCGCUGACGAGCAUGGGAGAGACGCCAUUGUUUUGAAUGUGGUAAAGGCACGUUAAUGAAAUGUACAUAAAUUUUCGUCGCUCUAAGGGUUAUAUUGGGCUUAAAACCUCUCAAAUAGGAGCCGAAAUUGUUGGAUUUGCAGUCCUGCAUAAAGUGUACGUUAAGCAGAUGGACAGGACAGCUUCAGAUUAUUAUUAUUAUUAUAAUCAAGGGGGAAGAGCUAAACCCGUAGGAUUACACAGCGCCCAGGGGGGGAUGUGGAAGGCAUUCAGGCUUAAUUCGGGGAACUGGAGCACAGAUUCAAUUCCCUAAAUCAAGAGCCCCUCACCAACAUCAAGGAACCUUCCAUGAGGGGAGGAGAGCUUCAGAACCUCAGCUAAGUUGUCUAUUUAUGUUGAGAUUCUGGCCAGUAUUUUCUUCAUAUUUAGGCAGGUGUUUGUGUAUGAUACACCAAGUAAUCUCCAGACAAAUUGGAGAGUCUUAUUAUUAUAAAUUUUCCUUCAAUGUAUAUGUAUUCACAUUUUAAAUUUAAUAUACAGUCUACAUAUUUA
Messenger RNA from Cherax quadricarinatus, 1520 nucleotides. The record is from RefSeq and is a predicted model, not a curated record. NCBI's taxonomy places the organism in Eukaryota, Metazoa, Arthropoda, Malacostraca, Decapoda, Parastacidae.